AUGGUGUCUUUGGAACAGGCUGCGGAAUGUGCUGGAAAACUGUUUAUCUUUCACUCUUCGUUGCCAACUGCGGAAGCACCGGGGAAGCUGAGGAACAGAGAUGACAAAAAACUACUCAAUACAGAUAAAGAAAAGACACUCUUCCAGCCCCAGGUAAAUUCUUACGAGGCCUUAGCCAGGGAUUGUGUGGCAAAUGGCUGCUCCGUCAAUUUGUUCCUCUUCCCGAAUCAGUAUGUGGAUGUAGCCUCCAUGGGUCUUGUCACAAUGUACACUGGAGGAACAUUGUACAAGUACAGCAACUUCCAGCUCGAUGCCGACAGCCCACAGUUCUUAAGUGACCUCAGGAAGGACAUAGGAAAAAAGACUGCAUUUGAUGCAAUAAUGAGGGUUCGGACAAGUACAGGCUUUAGGGCUACGGACUUCUUUGGUGCUAUUUACAUGAACACCACCACGGAUGUAGAGAUGGCAGCAGUUGACUGUGACAAGGCAGUGACGGUGGAGUUCAAACAUGAUGACAAACUGAAUGAAGACAGCGGAGCCUUAAUUCAGUGUGCUGUCCUUUACACAUCAAUAAGUGGGCAAAGAAGACUUCGCAUACACAAUAUAGGUUUGAAUUGUAGCUCCCAGUUAGCUGAUGUCUACAAGACUUGUGAGACUGAUGCACUUAUCAACUUCUUUGCUAAGUCAGCUUUUAAAGCCAUUCUCAGCCAACCACUGAAGACUGUCAGAGACAUCCUAGUGAAUCAAACAGCUCACAUGCUGGCGUGUUACAGGAAGAACUGCGCCAGCCCCUCAGCAGUGAGCCAGCUCAUCCUUCCCGAUGCAAUGAAGGUCCUGCCGGUCUACAUGAACUGCCUGUUGAAGAGCUGCGUGCUAGUUGGCAGGCCAGAAAUCCAAACGGAUGAGAGAGCUCACCACAGACAGCUGGUCAUGUCCAUGGGGGUGGCUGACACACAGCUCUAUUUCUAUCCCAGGCUUCUGCCCAUU
This is a messenger RNA of Merops nubicus (carmine bee-eater), 987 nucleotides long. RefSeq names its product protein transport protein Sec24D-like. Gene Ontology annotation, cellular component: COPII vesicle coat; endoplasmic reticulum exit site. Gene Ontology annotation, biological process: endoplasmic reticulum to Golgi vesicle-mediated transport; COPII-coated vesicle cargo loading; intracellular protein transport. NCBI's taxonomy places the organism in Eukaryota, Metazoa, Chordata, Aves, Coraciiformes, Meropidae. The annotation marks the transcript as partial. The record is from RefSeq and is a predicted model, not a curated record. The transcript has 7 exons. Gene Ontology annotation, molecular function: zinc ion binding; SNARE binding.